CCAUCGUAUCGUCUAAUCGUUACAACUCCUUGAACAACAUCUAUGCCUGCAGUGGACGUCCUCAUAGUUGGCGCCGGGCCUUCCGGUCUAGUUGCAGCGCUUGCACUAGCGCAGAACGGGAUAUCCGUGCGCAUCAUCGACAAGCUAGCUGAACCUCGCGUCGGCCAGAAAGGUCCCGCCAUACAGCCCCGAACGCUAGAGUUAUACAAGCUCCUCGGCGUGCUCGACGACAUUUUAGAGCGCGCUCGCUUCGCGCAGCCCAUCGUUCACUACAAGCUCCCGGGUGGCACCGAAGUCGCACGCGAAUUCAACAUGUUCCCGUGGACAGACCCGACGCCUGAUUGCCCCUACCCCAACCCCCUCAUGCUCGGCCAGGACCGCCACGAAGAAAUCCUCCGCGCCCAUCUCCAGCGCUACGGCAUCGAAGUCGAGUGGGCUACGGAGCUCGUCGACUUCACGCAGGAUGGCAGCAAGGUGCACGUCCGCAUCUCCAAAGGCGACAUCACAGGCAUUUCGAAAGGCGGCAUCACCGAGGAGCUGGAUGUCAGCUACCUCGUCGGCGCGGACGGUGGGCACAGCAAAGUCCGCAAAACGCUCGGGCUGAACUUUGCGGGGGAAACUCGGGAGCUGGAUAAGAUGCUUGCUGGCGAUAUUGUUGUCAAGCCUCCUGGGCUUGCGCGCGAUAAAUGGCACGCCUGGGGCGAUCCGCAGACCAAGGUCCUUGGUCUGCGUCCUUGCGAAUCCCCGGAUGACGACAAACUCGCUAUCCUCGUUACUGGCAAAGACGUCGACUACGGGAAGACCACCUGGAGCAGCGAAGACUUCGCCAAGCUGUUCCACGAGAUCACUGGUCGAACCGAUGUCCAAUUCGGUGAAACCAUCGGUCUGACUGUCUGGAGGCCCAACAUUCGCAUGAUUGACCAAUUCAGCGUCGGACGGGUCUUCAUCGUAGGAGAUGCGGCGCAUACUCAUAGCCCUACUGGAGGCCAGGGCAUGAAUUCUUCCGUACAGGACGCGGCGAACCUUGCCUGGAAGCUCGCCCUCUUACUCCAGGGUCAUGCAUCCCCCACGCUCCUGGAGUCCUACCCCGCUGAGCGCGUCCCCGUCAUCCGCGAAAUGCUCGAACGCACGACUCGACUCCUCGAUCGCACGAUGCGGCCCGGCGAGGACACCGACGAAGCCUGGCACCGUCGCGGUCCGCUCCACAUGCUCGGAAUCCACUACCGCUGGAGCCACAUCGUCGUGGACGAGCGCCGUAUUCCUCCCUCUGUCGAUGAGCGUCAGAGCGCGUAUGCGGGAAGUGAAGGCUUGUGCGCAGGCGAUCGCGCGCCUGAUGCCCCCGUCGAGGGCGAUGUGGCGCGACUUUUCGACCUGUUCAAGUUCACGCGCCAUACCGCGCUGGUAUUUUCUGCGGACCAGGAUUUCAUUGACAAGGUCAUCGACGCUGUCGACAAGCUUCCCGCAGGCCUGUGCGAUCUGGCCAUCGUGCGUCCCCGGGGAAUCUCGCCGGAGACAUUCGCGAAGUACAAGGCAGCGAAGGUCUUUAUGGACAAGGAUGGCGAAGCGUACAGGGUCUACGAAGUAUCAGACGGUAACCCCACGGUCUUUGUCGUCCGACCUGAUGGAGUCGUCGGCGCUGUCGUCAAGAACGGGGAAGGCGUCGGGAAAUACUUCAGCAAGCUGGUAAAUGUUGUCGGUUGAUGGACAUGGCAUCACCCUCGCAGUAUUUCGCUUGGCAAGUCCUUCACAAUAUCCCGCGAUGCGCGCGGGAGCACACUAUGAAUCGAAAUAUAAAUCACUGCUCUUA
This is a messenger RNA of Schizophyllum commune H4-8, 1807 nucleotides long. RefSeq lists its product as uncharacterized. The coding region runs from base 43 to 1701 and encodes 552 amino acids. The record is from RefSeq and is a predicted model, not a curated record. Gene Ontology annotation, molecular function: FAD binding. Lineage: Eukaryota; Fungi; Basidiomycota; Agaricomycetes; Agaricales; Schizophyllaceae. The transcript has 9 exons.